This is a messenger RNA of Lipotes vexillifer (Yangtze River dolphin), 1084 nucleotides long. RefSeq names its product eukaryotic translation elongation factor 1 beta 2 (gene EEF1B2). The record is from RefSeq and is a predicted model, not a curated record. Lineage: Eukaryota; Metazoa; Chordata; Mammalia; Artiodactyla; Lipotidae. Bases 363 to 1040 code for a protein of 225 amino acids. The transcript has 6 exons. Gene Ontology annotation, molecular function: guanyl-nucleotide exchange factor activity; translation elongation factor activity. Gene Ontology annotation, biological process: translational elongation. Gene Ontology annotation, cellular component: eukaryotic translation elongation factor 1 complex; cytosol.
GGCGGCCGAGGCCGAGCGUCUUCCGUCAUUUCCGGCGCUUCAACGGGCGUUUCCGGUAGUCUUUGCAAACCUUGGAGGUAGUAAUUUAAGCAAUGCCGAUUUUAUUAAUUGAUUUGCAAACACAAAGAAAGCUCGGCGGAUAAUUUGUGGGCCAUUAAUUAAGAGCCCUUGAUUUUUACGUUGAGAAAUCUUAACGUACUUUACUUCUUUUAACCUGCGGCUUGGGGCAUCGGAGAGAAACCUCCGUCUCUAUAUAAGGCAUUUCCGGCCUCGUUGCGGGCCUUUUUCCCUGUUAGCGCUCGGCAGCGACCGUCUGCGCUCCUCUUCCUCCGCUGCCGCCCAGUUCCCUAUCAGCCGUCGCCAUGGGUUUUGGAGACCUGAAAAGCCCCGCCGGCCUUCAGGUGCUCAACGACUACUUGGCGGACAAGAGCUACAUCGAAGGGUAUGUUCCGUCACAAGCAGAUGUGGCAGUAUUUGAAGCAGUCUCCGGCCCACCACCUGCCGACUUGUGUCAUGCCCUACGUUGGUAUAAUCACAUCAAAUCUUACGAAAAGGAAAAGGCCAGCCUGCCAGGAGUGAAGAAAGCUUUGGGCAAGUAUGGCCCUGCUAAUGUGGAAGACACCACAGAAAGUGGAGCUACAGAUAGUAAAGAUGAUGAUGACAUUGAUCUCUUCGGAUCUGAUGAUGAGGAGGAAAGUGAAGAAGCCAAGAGGCUAAGAGAAGAACGCCUUGCACAGUAUGAGUCAAAGAAAGCCAAAAAACCAGCACUUGUUGCCAAGUCUUCCAUCUUAUUAGAUGUGAAACCUUGGGAUGAUGAGACAGAUAUGGCAAAACUAGAGGAGUGCGUCAGAAGCAUUCAAGCAGAUGGCUUAGUCUGGGGCUCUUCUAAACUAGUUCCGGUGGGGUAUGGAAUUAAAAAACUUCAAAUACAGUGUGUAGUUGAAGACGAUAAAGUUGGAACGGAUAUGCUGGAGGAGCAGAUCACUGCUUUUGACGAGUAUGUGCAGUCUAUGGAUGUGGCUGCAUUCAACAAGAUCUAAAAUCCAUCGUGGAUCAGUGCUCUUAAAUAAAAGCUUGAAAGACA